CCUCCAUCUUUGACUGAAAUUGAAACUCUAUUAUAAGAAGAAAAUGGAGCUACAUUGCUUCAAGCCAAAAAACAAAAGAAAAAAAAAAAGAGAAAAAAUGUGAAAGGAGAUGGAAUCGAAGAAUGUGGAGAUUUCUCAAAUCCGUACAGAUCUGCCAUUUUCGAGCAGAAAAAUCAAAGGGAAAGGAGAUGGAAUCGAAGAAUAAUUAGAAUCAGCAGCUAGGCAUCAUCAAGCCGCUGGUACUUAUGUGAUAAAUUUCUUGCUCUCUUUUUCCGCUGUUUUUAAGAGAGAGAAUUUUAGUUUUGAGGUUUUAAUUGGCAUUUUCGAAGAUGAUGAGGGUCGGCAUGGAGCUCAUUUUGCAAGCUGUGUAAUUAGAUUUUUGAUUAAUCACCUGCCUAAUUAUCAAACAUUUUCUCACUCUUUCCGUUUUAUAGCCCCAUACUUAUUUUAUAAUUCAUUAUUGUCCCUUUAUUUUGCUUUAUACUUAAUUCCACCACAUCCAUAUAUUUUGUUCCAAAAGCUCCUUUUCUUUUAAUCUUCUUGGGAGACUCUUAUUCUUUACAUCCCUAUGGCCUAUGGGAACAACUUACAUCAAAUUCAAUGUGCUGGAAUAGUAGAAACAAGAACCAAACUCGUGGUCAACACGAUAUUUGGUUAUGUCGCUAUUGGCCUUUAUGUGUUCAAGUCUAUGGUCACCUUCUCACCUUUUUAGACCGCUCAAGCGCCUCCAUCUUUGACUGAAAUGGAAACUCCAUUAUAAGAAGAAAAGGGGGCAACAUUGCUUCAAGCCAAAAAAACAAAGAACAAAAAAUGGAGGAAAAAUGGGUUGGAGCAAUUGUAUUGUUGGUUUUGGUAAGUGGAUGGUAUUGUUCUUGUUGUUGUGGGUGUUUGGAGGAAGAGAGAAUUGCCCUCUUAAACCUCAAACAUUCAAUCCCUCCCCCAACCGACUAUGUUCUAGCAUCUUGGGGUGGGCAUGGUGAUUGUUGUAAAUGGGUUGGGAUUGAAUGCAAUAUCACAACAAAGAGAGUGUUUCAGCUUUCUCUUAAUUUUACUAGGGGUUGGGAUGUUAAGGGUUGGUAUCUGAAUUCUUCCCUGUUUUCACCCUUGGAAGAGUUGAAGAGUCUUUUCUUGAGGGCCAAUAGCAUUUUUGGCUUCAUGAAGAAUGAAGGUCUAGAAAAGUUGUCAACCUUAAGCAAUUUGGAGGUUCUUGAUUUGAGUGAUAAUCAAUUAAACAAUAGCAUCCUAUCAUCUUUGGCAAGUCUUUCAUCCUUAAAAGUGUUAAAUCUAGCAGGCAAUCAGAUGGAAGGAAGUCUCCAUAUUCGAGGUGUUAAAAGACCAUUGGGACUAAGUAAUUUGGAAGUACUUGAUUUGAGGGAUAAUUCUUUCAAUAACACGAUUUUAUCUUCUUUAAAAGGACUUUCAUCUCUUAGAAGUCUCAAUUUGCGUUGGAACAAAUUACAAGGAAUACUAAAUAUUAAAGAAUUAGUUGGUUUAAAUGAGUUGAAGGAGCUUGAUUUAAGCAACAAUAAUGUGGAAAGUUUUAUGGCUCCCAAAGGCAUUAAAAGACCACUGGGCCUAAGUAAUUUAGAAGUGCUUCAUCUAUACAAUAAUUCUUUCAGUAACACAACUUUAUCCUCCUUAAGAGGGCUUCCAUCUCUCAAGAUUCUUGAUUUGAGUAAGAACAAAUUAAAAGGAGUACUAAAUGUUGAAGAAUUAAUUGGUUUAAACAAGUUGAAGGAGCUAGAUUUAAGCUACAAUAAUGUGGAAAGUUUUGUGACUCCAAAAGGUAUUAAAGGACCAUUGGGCUUAAGUAAUUUGGAAGUGCUUCAUCUGUACAAUAAUUCUUUCACUAACACAACUUUGUCUUCCCUAAGAGGGCUUUCAUCUCUCAAGAGUCUUGAUUUGAGUAAGAACAAAUUAAAAGGAAUAUUAAAUAUUAAAGGUAGAUCAAUUAUUUCACUUGUUUUCUAUUUUCAUCUGUCAUUGAAUAUUCUUCUAAUUAAAUGCUGCUUCUUUUCCCUCAUUUUUAUUUGAUUGUUUGCAUUUUGUCCCCACCAGAAUUAGUUGCUCUAAACAAUUUGAAGGAGCUGGAUUUAAGCUAUAAUGAAGUGGAAAGUUUUGUGGCUCCUAAAGGUACACAUGAUCAAACUAGAAAGUUGGUUAUAAUGAGGCCUAGUCAUCUUGCUCCUUUCAUCAAUAAAUUCAUAAAAGAAUUAGAACACUUAACCCACUAGUUUCAUACUAGUAAAAUUUUUUAUUGAACUGUAAUUUACUUAUGCAUCAAUAAAGAAAAAUUUUGCUAAAGCUCAAGUAGAACUUUUAAGGCCAUGUUUACAUUAGUUAUUGUGGAGCAUAUGUCCUUUUCUAAAGAUCACAAGUUUGUUACAAGUUCACAUCUUUGCAACUUUAAAGCUUAUCUUAAUCCCCUUUUUUGUUUGUAGAUACAAGAAGUUCAAGUAUGCUAGAAGUUCUACAUCUAAGUGGGAACAACAACACUUGUGGAAGUUGUCUAGUACAGUCAAUCAGGGCAUUCCCUUUAAUUAAGACCCUUGAUCUUACUUCGAGUACAUCUAUAGAACCAGUGACUACUAUAGGUAAGUAAUGCAGACAAGCAAAAAGAGAAUAAAAAAAAAGAAAAUAGAAUAUGCUUACCUAUAUUUUAGUUUUUCUAUUAUACAUUAUCUCAAUUUAUCCAAGCUGCUAAUAAUAAUUGAAUACUUAAUUUUUAGAUGGUCACACUUUUAAGGAGUUGGAAGUAUUGCUUUUGGAGGAAUCUUCCCUUCACAAUAAUUUUCUCCAAAGCAUUGGAACACUAAGCUCUCUUAAAGUUUUGUCUGUGUCCUUCUGUGAGCUCAACGGAACUCUACCCAAUCAAGGUAAAACAUAUAA
Molecule: messenger RNA, 2889 nt
Organism: Rubroshorea leprosula
Lineage: Eukaryota; Viridiplantae; Streptophyta; Magnoliopsida; Malvales; Dipterocarpaceae
Source: the annotation of a GenBank genome assembly